GCUUGGAAACUUGUGUCACCUGUCCAGGAGAUCAAUAUCCAAGCAAAGGGAAGGAUCAAUGCAUUCUUAAGACACAAAACUUCCUAGCUUUUGAUGACACUUUGGGCAUUGUUUUAACUUUCUUGGCACUAAUUCCCUCUCUGAUCACAGUUCUGGUGCUGGGCAUCUUCAUUAAGCACCAGGAUACAGCCAUAGUCAAAGCCAACAACAGAAGCCUCACCUACAUUCUCCUCAUCUCCCUCCUCUUCUGCUUCCUCUGCUCCUUCAUGUUCAUUGGAAAACCUAACAAGGUAACUUGUCUUCUCCGACAAACUGCUUUUGGCAUCAUCUUCACUGUGUCCCUCUCUUGCAUCUUGGCCAAAACAAUUUCUGUGGUUUUAGCAUUCAUGGCCACCAAACCAGGAUCCAGGAUGAGAAAAUGGUUAGGGAAAGGAUUGUCUUAUUCCAUUGUCCUCUUUUGCUCCAAUAUUCAAUUGGGCAUCUGUGUUUUAUGGCUUGCAACUUCUUCUCCAUUUCCAGAUUUGGACAUGAGCUCAUUGACUGAUGAAAUAGUUGUGCUCUGUAACGAAGGAUCAACCAUCAUGUUUUAUUGUGUUUUGAGUUACAUGGGUUUCCUGGCCAUUGUCUGCUUCAGUGUGGCCUUCCUAGCCAGGAAGUUGCCAGACACUUUCAAUGAAGCCAAGUUCAUCACCUUCAGCAUGUUGGUCUUUUGCAGUGUUUGGCUGACCUUUGUUCCAACUUAUUUGAGCACAAGAGGAAAAUACAUGGUAGCUGUUGAGAUCUUCUCCAUCUUGACCUCCAGUGCUGGACUGCUGAAUUGCAUCUUUUCCCCCAAAUGUUACAUUAUUCUUAUGAGGCCUGA
Molecule: messenger RNA, 862 nt
Organism: Podarcis lilfordi (Lilford's wall lizard)
Lineage: Eukaryota; Metazoa; Chordata; Lepidosauria; Squamata; Lacertidae
Source: the annotation of a GenBank genome assembly